Messenger RNA from Rhopilema esculentum, 4832 nucleotides. RefSeq lists its product as uncharacterized. NCBI's taxonomy places the organism in Eukaryota, Metazoa, Cnidaria, Scyphozoa, Rhizostomeae, Rhizostomatidae. The record is from RefSeq and is a predicted model, not a curated record. Gene Ontology annotation, cellular component: plasma membrane.
UGAACUCAUACACCGACUUUGCAAGUCGUGCUCUUCUUUACUACAGUACCAACGUUUUGCAUACAGAUUCAACAAAAGCAGACUCAGGGGAAAGAUGGCUCUCUGUGCUGGCCUGCGCGCAGACUGGAGUAAGAUUCGGGGUUUGGAAAAGAGCAUCGUAUUUUGUCACCAUUAUUUCAUCCAUGUACUUGUGAAGGAGCAUUCGAUUACAUAUGAAUGACAAACACUCGAAAAGAUAGAAACCAAAACAAUGGCCAACGGUAAUGCGAUAGAAAAGAUUCUAUGUGUAUUGAAUUCUUCACGGGUCAUUUGCAAAGAAGAAUUAAAAGAGUUCUAUUUGAAGGUCAUUUCAUAUGAUAAAACGAUCUAAUAUAGGCCAAUUUCUAGCACGGCAUAAUCGUUGCAGGAAAAAUCUAUCAGAUAGGUACAGUGAUCUACGGAAGGCAAAGACCGAAUCGGUUGCAACCAAGUCAAUAAUGAAGCAAGAAUGUGUCUAUAUGCACUACUUAUAAGGUGAGGACAAGCGUCUUUAUGAGUACACUAACAUUAUAUUUUGCGUUGAGUAUGAUUCAGGUAAGUAGGUUUCCCCUGUGUAAUCGAAGGCAACUACAUAUUCCCCAUUACUGAUCACGUGAGUUUGUUGCCGUGCAUUUUAUUGAUCAUGUUUCUGUUCAUUUCUUCGCAUCAUAUUUGAUUGGGAUAGAAUUCUGUUUUUGUAGUUUCGGCUGGCAUGGGGUGAUGUUUCCAAUGGUAGUGAGGGCAAGCUUUUUGGGGUAAUUUACAGGUGGGGUCCCGAUUUCAUCGUUUUCAGCAUGUCAAAAUCUAUAGGUAUGCCAAUUUUCAUGCUUUCUUCACUAAAUGCACGAUUGUUAUGGCUUUUUCCCUCACUAUGGAUGAUCCCCAACAACAAUCGUCAUUAUCAUAAUCAUAAUCAGAAUCAUAGAUCGACUAAAUGCAGCCUAAGUACACAAUUUAUUUUCUUUAGUUUACUUUGCAAAGUAACAAUAAGUAAUAUUUCAUGAUAGCUACUAGGGACACAAAGAAAAGCGGAUACGCUGCCUGACAGUUGCAAAGAAGAACAUUUCUAUGAGAAUUGGAACCAUUCCUUUGCCUUCCCAUCCAAUGAUGUAUCUUUAGCUUCCUGUGCAGGGGGGGUGGGGGGGGGUUGUGGUGGUUGGAGGUUCAAGAAAAGUAAAAAUUUACCGAUAAAAACGGUUUUGUUCCUGUUUUACAAAUUAUUGACCAACUAACGGUUACAUCUUAAGAUUUUGCAGGCAACUCAUGAAAAGCCAAGGGUGUCAAGCCCCCUUGCACGUUGACAGAUACGUUUGAAAUAUUGCAACGGAAGACAGCACGGAAUGUAACGUGAUGUAAUGUAAUGCUAUAGUGAAACCUAUGUUCGUAAAUGUAGAUAACCUAUGUUCGUAAAUGCUAGAGCCCCUCUACGAUUUUCGAUAAGUGCUCCUUGAAAAGGUCAACCCGUUAUAAAAUAAGCUUGCUGUAAAUAAAGAGCCUUGAAAAUGUAAUUUGCUAAAAACACUACCCCUUAAAUAUAGUAAUUGAUUAUAUCUAUUAAAUUAUCUUAAUUGCAAUCAAAGUACUACAUUGACGAAAUAUUGUUUCGGUACAGACAUUAUUCCUCCAAUUUCCCAGCGUCUUAAAAAUGGAUGUGUUCAGCGCUGGCAUAUGCAAGCAAUUUUUCUGGGAACCGGGAGAGUUUGGAAGCUCUAAAAGUGUUUUGGGAACGGGGUACCACACUUGAAAUGACCAUUUUAAAAGAAUUAUCCGUUUGAAUUGCAUAUCGUAGUAUCGGCGUGUCACAUAUUCCUUCAGAUUCUUGAACCAUUACGUAAGUAAAUGUUUUCUGAAAUCGUCUUCUUGAGUGUCCUUGAGAUCGUAAAAUAUUCAUAUGCAAAACAGUGUCAAAGAAGCAGGUGCUGUUUCAAGAAAACCCCGUCGAGUUGCAAUACGAUGCUGCAAUUACGGAAAAACAGGCUCCAUCGCAGGAAAGGCAGCUACCUACGACAAAUAAAAUUUUAGCAACAACAAAAUCAGUUCCAGUCUUUGCUCCGAAGAUGUUUAAAACACAGCCAAUGAUUUACUAUGCUGUACCGAAACACAAGUAUUACAUUUUGUCUGGCCUUGCAACUACAUUUACGAUGUUUAGCUGUGCUGUAAUCGGACUGAGUAUUGGCACAGAUCACUGGCGAGAGGCAAAAAAUCCUGGACACAACACCACUGUCGUUAUCCAAGGGCUGGUUGAAGAAUGUGAUAGAAGAAUCUUGAAAAUUGACUGCAUACAAGUCACAAAUUCAAGAUUUGCUGCUGGACACUUAGGUACAAUUGAAAUUGUUUAUGGCCUCCUAAUCGAGAGUCUUCUACUUGGAUUGAUGUCAUUGCUUGCCUCGUUUUUGGCUUCAUUUCACAAAAAGCACAUACUUGUUACCACGGUGGUUGCUAUGGAGAUUACCUCAGCUUUGUUCACCAUGCUUGCUGCAUCCAUUUACACUCACAACAUCAAUGAAAAGCCGUGGAGAUUUGGCUGGUCGUAUGGAUUGGCUUGGCUCGGCUUCAUAUCCAUGUUAUUUGUCCCAGUUUUUCAUUAUAUCGUCCAAGAUGUAAAAUUUCUAGGAAAAUCGAUUUGUAUUUGAUCAACAAUUUACAAUAGUUUGCAAGUUUUUGCAACAAAAUUAUAAAACUUAUUAGACAUAUUGUAAAUAUUACAUAGUAAUUGAAUCAUUAUUAAUUAUCAUAAUUGAAUUAAAUUCCAAAUGAUGGAGAAGCAGUUUAUUUGCCUGCUCUUUUUAAAGCGAGGUAUGGUAGCUAUUUUGAUGUUUCUCUAAUUAACUCGUGAAUGUUUUGAUGUCACAUCUACGAUGCUCUGGAUUCCGUUAGCUUUUUUUGGAAAACAUCCCUGUUACAUCUCCAGAAACUCAAACAAUAUUAUUUGUUAAAAUAAAAUAUUCAUUCAACUUCUUCAGUACGACGUGACGCAUUUUGAUAGGCCAUAUUAUGGAUAGGCCUAUCAACAUCAUUAUAGGUAUAUUUUUCAUACUUGUUCCUUACUUACUGUAGAAGUGACAGCUCUAAAAUUAAUGUUGUACAUUGUCAAAUUCAGUCAAGUCAUUUCUUCUUAAUCAACUAAGAACGACAAUAGAUUUUAAACUCUCUUAGUAUUCAUGCAGCCGAUUGUGAAUAAUUUUGCGCACAGAAAGAAGUAGCUGAGACCGGCCUGUAGUGGUCAAAUUCCUUUGCAUUUCAGCGACACUGCGAAAAAUUGUGUUGCUUUUCAUACAUUUUGGAUGUUUGAUGUUGCCAAUGGGUAGAUAAUCACAUUUUGCUUUAUCAAAUACGAUAGCUCCAAGCUAUCCAUUCCAAGAGAUUUCGACCUCUCAAACACUCGUCACUUGAACUGAGACCUUACUACCGAUGUGAAGUUUCUAGGUCUUCGUGCUGCUGAAUGAAAUUGAAGAGUUGCACAGCUACGCUUUCACAAAUUAUUUUUAAGCCCUUAGAUAUGACUGUGAAUGUCAUUGAACUUUGUUGGCAUUCUUUUAGGAUUCGACUUCUUUUUUAGAUCUGUAUUUCAUCUGUUUUCUUCUGUUUUCUUUGUUUUCAUCUGUAUGUGACGGUAUUUCUACUUCUUUGUGUAUAAACAAAAAAUGUUCAUUUCCAGUUUCUUACCCUUUUAUUUAAUGGCGAGAAUCCCUUCCAUGGUUUUCGUUGUUGUGAUUUUAUUGUCCAGCCAAGGAAGAUCUUUUCCCUUGACAUUUCACUGAACCAUUUAUGAGAAGUCUUUCAAUACCUUCCAGCGUGCCCUCUAGCAUUCAUUUAAGGCACUUUUUCAACACUUCACCCAAUGGGAAUCAGACUACUCAAGGAUAUCUUCAAAGGAAUCGUGACAACAUUUGCUAAGUUUCCAGAUGCAACUUUUCUUGGUCUUUGUCGUUGACAAUUCUGUAAAAACGGACUAAGGACAACAGAUGUUAGGCUCACAACAUUCCUUGGAUUUGUGCUGGCAAUUAUAUCAUUCAAGGUACUAGUUUCAGAUCUUUUUCUUGUGGACUCCUUAAUCUGCAUCUAGUUGACAAGUAAUCAUGCCCGUAAUAUAAGGGCCAUAACCAAUGACAAGGUUUCAUUACAAUCAGCACAAUUAGGGCAACUUUGAUUUCUUCAAAUAGUUUUUUUUAAAAACCAGAUUUCGUUGUCUCCGCCAACGACACUAGCACUGUCGCGAAUCCUUGAUGUUGUGUCCUAUGUUAAAAAAUGCUUUGUUUAUCAAACCUGAUGAUUAACAAAAAUUGUCUUCAUUUCCCAAGGAUAAUGGGGAUAGGUAAACCUUUCAUUGUUAGAAUAAACUCGAGUGAAAGGAGAAAACCCUUUCCAGUACCAGGAACGCUUUCUAGGUAUGAAUUUAUCGUUUUAGCUUUUAAAAAAUGAUAUGACAGUUUUUAUACUUUGAUCAUGCUUGUUACAAAUGUAAUUCAUUAAUUUAGUUAAUUUGAUGAAAACAUUCAUUAUUCCUGGGUUGAAAUCGAGUUGAUUGAGAGUUGAUUGCUGCCUUUAACGCAGCAAAAUUCGCUGCAAUGCACAACGAAAUAAAUUGGUUUUUAAGUUUCAGUUUGGUUACUUUUUAGCUGAACUUUUCUAUAAUUUCUUUCUAUAAUUUGAUUAAGAAAGCAAUUUGGCUUUAAAGGAAAGAAUGCAAGUUAGGACUAUUUAAGUGUGUUUUGCAAAUUUUUUGAAAGUCUUUUUGACCAAAAUCAAGGAUAUGGCAUUCAUCAAUGUGCCCUUUACCAAACAAAGACUUUGUUUUCCAGAGAAUUAAAAUC